AAUUUCAAUAUAAUUUCCAUCUUCUAGUUCAAUUGUUUAAGUAUUAAGGUAAUUUUAGAUGUUCCUAUCUCUUUAGGAAUUUUAUGUCUAACAGUGUAUGAGGACUACAUAACACACGACUUUUUCAAUAAAGUUUCUUAGCAAUCAUUGUACAUUGACUGUUUUUGAAAAUGGAAGAUAGAAAACGAAGCAUGGUAGUGAUAUUAGAUAAUUUAAAUAGUCCAGUAGCAUCAAAAUUCAAACGUUUUUUUGAUUACUUAAGAGCCAGUUUUAUAGUUGACUUAAGUUAUCUCUUACUUGUAGAACGAUUAUUGAUUAUUAUUUCCUGGUUCUAUAAAGAUUUCUUAUCUCACUUCCCUUCAUUAUAUGUAAAAGGAAUGGUGACAAAUUGUUGGCUUAAAGAUUUUGACUUGAAUUUUAAUGAGCUUAUAAACUCUGUAUUAAAAUUUUCACAAUUAGCUGUGGGAUCUUAUCUGUGUUUUGUUUUCCCUUAAAGCUGAUCUUGAAUUACCUAAUAAAAUUAUGAAAAGUUCUUUGAUUAUCCCUUGCAUCAUAGUCACCAUUCUGAUUUCCUGAAGAGGAGCAGAUUUUGAAUGACUACUAACUGGCCUGAAAGGAACAUUUAAAGGGAAACCAAAAGUUCAUUAUGAAGUUUAUAUUCUUUUGAUUUUAGUCAGAGAGACUGGGCUCCAAAACAUCUCACAGAUCUUUUUCAUAUUAUGGCUCCACAGCCACUUUAGAAUAUUGUGAAAUUUGGAGGCUUGGUUCAAUAUUUUACAUGAAAAUGCUUUCCUCCUGCUAUAGUGAAACCUUACAGGAUCUGUACCCAAGCCUCAUUUUAAUAUGUUAUGGGAAUAAGAGCAGUUGUAUGAAAAGUCAUCACAUUUGAGCAUCAAGGAACCAAAAACAACGACAUGUUCCAUAUUUAUGAUGAAUUUUUAUAUCCAACAGAAGUAUGAAUAAAAUAAUUUAUAUGGAUGAAAUACUCAGUUAAUAGAACUACUUUAGGGUUUUUUUUCUUUACUAAGUGCAGGAAUUCUUGGGUUUCUCCUAAAGUCCUACAAUGAAGUGCUUGUGAAGGAUAAAAGUCAUUACAAGUGUGCAUUGUAAGCAAAAUAAGGUUGAAGGUGAUGUAUAUUAUUCUUUAUUUUAUUCUCCAUGAUAGGCAAUAUUCUGGCAUUCUGUAUUUCAGUGAUUAUUUUAUGAUGGACUUUGAAGCAGAAUAUUUUAAAAACCUAAGUAUAAUAGAAAUGACUGCUUUGUUACUAAUAUCAUAUACAUUAAAAAAUAGGCAUUUACAAACAAUUCAUGAAAAUAUCCAAAAGUCAAAAAAUUUUAUUUAAGUGUCCCGGGAAAUGGCUAAACCAAAAAGAACCUCCGAAUCUUUCUUGUACUUACAUAAUCAGUCACAUGAUGUCGCUGUACACUCAAAAGGUGAAAAGUAAAAAUUUUGCCUCCGCGCCCAGAGUUCAUCCAUUGGCUGAGUAAGAUCGACUCCAUGUUGACCGGAAGGCUGGGUAAAUUUUACUGUAUAUAUACCUACAGAAAGGGAGACUGAUUAUAAAGAUUUUCAGGUGAGCGAUCCCUUAAAUCCACCUCAGAGAUCUUGUUAACUACAAUGGUGUUUUCCUGGAGAGGAGGCCCAGGAGCCUCGCGACUGCUGCUGUCGCUUCUGCUCCUUGCAGCUGGGGAGUCCGGGAGCUGCCAGGUCCACUACUCGGUCCCGGAGGAGGCCAAACACGGCACCUUCGUGGGCCGCAUCGCCCAGGACUUGGGGCUGGAGCUGGGGGAGCUGGUGCCACGCCUGUUCCGGGUGGCGUCCAAAGGCCGCCGGGACCUUUUGGAGGUAAAUCUGCAGAAUGGCAUUUUGUUUGUGAAUUCUCGGAUCGACCGGGAGGAGCUGUGCGGGCGGAGCGCGGAGUGCAGCAUCCACCUGGAGGUGAUCGUGGACAGGCCGCUGCAGGUUUUCCACGUGGAGGUGGAGGUGAAGGACAUUAACGAUAACCCACCAGUGUUCAGAGAAGAAGAACAAAAGGUACUGAUUUCUGAAUCUGCGCCGCUGGAUUCUCAUUUUCCUCUAGAGGGCGCUUCCGAUGCGGAUAUAGGCGUCAACUCUCUUCUGACCUAUCGGUUAGGUCUAAAUGAGUAUUUUACUCUUAAAAUAAUAACGAAAAACGAUAAAAGUAAAUUGCCUGAACUAGUUUUACGGAAGUCAUUGGAUAGAGAGGAAACUCCAGAACUUAAUAUAUUGCUGACCUCCCAGGAUGGCGGUAAACCCGAGCUAACAGGAUCUGUUCAGAUUAAAAUAAGCAUUCUGGAUGUGAAUGACAACGCUCCGGAGUUUGAUAAGCCUGGCUAUAAAGUAGUGCUGUUUGAAAAUGUCCCAAACGGUACAAGAGUGAUACAGCUAAACGCUUCUGAUCUAGACGAAGGGGUGAAUAGAGAAAUUUCCUAUGGAAUCAGACUGAUUUUGCCAGUGAGUGAGAAAUGCAUGUUUUCAAUAAAUCCAGAAACAGGUGAAAUCAGAAUUUACGGGAAAUUGGAUUUUGAAGAGAAUAUUGAGUAUGAAAUUCAGGUUAACGCCAUUGAUAAAGGGAUUCCUUCCAUGGCAGGUCACUGUACAGUCCUAGUCGAAGUUCUGGAUCUGAAUGACAAUACCCCUGAGGUAAUGAUCACUUCGCUGUCGCUACCCGUGAGAGAGGAUGCUCAGGUGGGCACUGUCAUCGCCCUGAUCAGCGUGUCCGACCGUGACUCCGGCGCCAACGGGCAGGUGACCUGCUCACUAACACCCCAUGUCCCCUUCAAGCUGGUGUCCACCUUCAAGAACUACUAUUCUCUGGUGCUGGACAGCGCCCUGGACCGAGAGAGCGUGGCGGACUAUGCUCUGGUGGUGACCGCACGCGACGCAGGCUCGCCUUCGCUCUCCGCCACGGCCAGCGUGUCCGUGGAAGUGGCGGACGUGAACGACAACGCGCCGGCAUUCGCGCAGCCCGAGUACACGGUGUUCGUGAAGGAGAACAACCCGCCCGGCUGCCACAUCUUCACGGUGUCUGCGCGGGACGCCGACGCGCAGGAGAACGCGCUGGUGUCCUACUCGCUGGUGGAGCGGCGCGUGGGCGAGCGAGCGCUGUCGAGCUACGUGUCGGUGCACGCGGAGAGCGGCAAGGUGUACGCGCUGCAGCCGCUGGACCACGAGGAGCUGGAGCUGCUGCAGUUCCAAGUGAGCGCGCGCGACGCGGGCGUGCCUCCCCUGGGCAGCAACGUGACGCUGCAGGUGUUCGUGCUGGACGAGAACGACAACGCGCCCGCGCUGCUGCCGCGGCCGGGGGCGGGCGGCGGCGCUGUGAGCGAGCUGGUGUCGCGGUCGGUGGGCGCGGGCCACGUGGUGGCGAAGGUGCGCGCGGUGGACGCCGACUCUGGCUACAACGCGUGGCUGUCGUACGAGCUGCGGCCGGCGGCGGGUGGCGCGCGCAGCCCGUUCCGCGUGGCGCUGUACACGGGCGAGAUCAGCACGACGCGCACCCUGGACGAGGCGGACUCGCCGCGCCAGCGCCUGCUGGUGCUGGUGAAGGACCACGGCGAGCCGGCGCUCACGGCCACGGCCACUGUGUUGCUGUCGCUGGUGGAGAGCGGCCAGGCGCCCAAGGCGUCGUCGCGGGUGCUGGCGGGCGCCGCUGGCGCCGAGACGGCGCUGCUGGAUGUCAACGUGUACCUGAUCAUCGCCAUCUGCGCGGUGUCCAGCCUGUUGGUGCUCACGCUGCUGCUGUACACGGCGCUGCGCUGCUCGGCGCCGCCCGCGGAGGGCGCGUGCGCGCCUGGGAAGCCCACGCUGGUGUGCUCCAGCGCGGUGGGGAGCUGGUCGUACUCGCAGCAGAGGCGGCAGAGGGUGUGCUCCGGGGAGGGCCCGCCCCCGGCCCCGCCCCCGCCCCCGCCCAAGACCGACCUCAUGGCCUUCAGUCCUUGUCUUCCACAGUCAGGAGAAGAUUGUUCAAACCCUUCCAGUGAAGUAAGUCAUUGAUAUAAUUUAAGUAUAUUUGUUUCCUUUAUUAACUUUUUGUUAGGGUAUAAAUACAUCUUCUCUUUUUUCUUCAUAUUAUCUUAUAACCAGGGAACAUCUUCUGUGGUAUGAUCAUUCUCAGUCAUUUUGCACUUUUUGUGUAUUUCAUCUUCAUUUAAAACUUUCAUUUGAAAGUUCACUUGAAGUUUCAUGUAUUAGUGAGAUAUAUAGAUGAAAUAGUGGUUUUGGAUCACCACACUUUAAACUUUCUUAUUCUAUCAUUUUUCCUAUAUUAAUUAUUAGCCUUGAAAAAUAUUAGUACAAAAGAGUAAAAACUGCAUAGGUGUUUGAUAACUCUUAAGUGUAAGUUUGAACUUAAUUUUAUGAUCAGAGAAUAUUUGCAAGAUUAGUACAAAUAGUUUUCAGAUACCAUUAACUGGAUUCCUUUACCGUUCCAUAUAAGCUUAUAAAAUAUCCUCCUGAUCACCAUUUUAAUUUCAGCACAAUAACCUUCAGAUAUUAUAACAAUAAUAAAAAUUAUGUUGUUAAUUCUUUAUUUUUUAUUCUUAUGUUAAUCCCCAUACAUUACAUCAUUAGUUUUAGAUGAA
Mirounga angustirostris (Northern elephant seal) is the source of this 4605-nucleotide messenger RNA. Its product is annotated as protocadherin alpha-12-like. The coding region runs from base 1619 to 4018 and encodes 799 amino acids. The transcript has a single exon. Gene Ontology annotation, cellular component: plasma membrane. Gene Ontology annotation, biological process: homophilic cell-cell adhesion. The record is from RefSeq and is a predicted model, not a curated record. Gene Ontology annotation, molecular function: calcium ion binding. NCBI's taxonomy places the organism in Eukaryota, Metazoa, Chordata, Mammalia, Carnivora, Phocidae.